UGCCGAGCAUCGGUCACCGGGAAGCAGCAGGCGGCCCGUCGCCCAGGCGCCAUGGAGCGGGCCGGCGCGGCGGAGUGUCAGAUUCACAGCCACGGCCCUCACCGACCUCACAUACACGACUGGCACAGCAUCCACGCGGAUAAAAAUAUAACAAAGCCACCAGAAGCAGCUCCGCUGGUAGAGGACUAUAGUACCUGUGAUAUUGUCAAAGCGACACAAUACGGAAUAUUGGAGCGGUGCAGGGAAUUGGUAGAAGCAGGGUUUGAUGUCCGACAGCCAGACAAAGAAAAUGUGACUCUUCUUCACUGGGCAGCAAUAAACAACAGACUGGAUCUUGUAAAGUUUUAUAUUUCCAAAGGUUCAGUAGUGGAUCAGCUAGGUGGAGAUUUAAAUUCUACUCCGCUUCAUUGGGCCAUUAGACAAGGUCACUUAUCUAUGGUCAUACUGUUGUUAAAAUGUGGAGCAGAUCCCAGCCUCAUUGAUGGAGAAGGAUUCAGUAGCAUUCAUUUAGCAGUGCUCUUUCAGCAUAUGCCUAUAAUAGCUUAUCUCAUAUCGAAAGGGCAGAGUGUAGAUUCAACAGAUGUCAACGGACAGACCCCUCUUAUGCUAUCAGCAUUCAAAAUAAUUGGACCAGAACCUACGAGAUUUCUUCUAAAGUUUAAUCCUUCUCUCAAUGCUGUAGACAAAGUCCAGAGGAAUACUGCACUGCAUUGGGCAGUUAUAGCAGGAAAUGUUGAUGCUGUAGAUUUGCUCUUAGAGGCUGGAUCUAGCAUAGACAUCAAAAAUGUCAAGGGAGACACACCACUUGACCUUGCUCAUCAGACUCAGAAUCACUUAAUUAUCCAUGUGCUAACUCAAGAAGAAAAAAUGAGAACCAAAACAAAGUCCAGAUUACUCAGGACAUUAGAAAAAUAUGAGGUAUUCCUGAUGUUGGUGUCUUGCUUGACAUUGAUGUGGGCUGUAGGAUAUAUCCUGGACUUAAAUUCUGAUUCAUGGCUUUUGAAAGGAAGUCUGCUUGUCAUUCUGUUUUUGGCGAUGACUCUGUUUGUAAGGCACUUCCUGGGGUUCAAGAACCUAAAACACUUACCAGCAAUAUUUAUGCUAAGUUCCAUAUUUUGGAUGUCCAUGACCUGGUUUGUCUGGUUCCUGCCUGAUUUAAUAGACACAGUUUUUCAGUGGUUUUUUGUCCUCAGCAUAUUUGGUUUUCUCUAUUACUUCUACAAAACUUGGAAAACUGAUCCUGGAUUCAUAAAGGCUUCAGAAGAAGAAAGAAAAAAGAGUAUUGUUACUCUUGCAGAAGCUGGCUGCUUGGACUUCAGAACAUUUUGCACAUCAUGUCUUAUAAGAAAGCCUUUGAGAUCCAUGCACUGCCUUGUUUGCAACACAUGUGUAGCUAGAUAUGACCAACAUUGUCUAUGGACUGGCCAAUGUGUAGGUGUUGGAAACCAUUAUUAUUUCAUCUUGUUUCUAUUUUUCCUGGCUAUGGUAGGCACCUGGAUGUUAUAUGGAACCCUUCUCUACUGGUCAGAACAUUGUGCAACAACUUACCAGCAAGAUGGAGCUUGGACUUACUUCACACAGAUAGUAUCUUGUUCUCCGUGGGUUUUGUACAUUUUUGCACUAGUGUGUUCUUAUACUUCAUGGGCUUCAUUGUUACUAAUCAUUCAGCUUUAUCAGAUUGUAUGUCUGGGCUUGACCUCAUAUGAGCGAACAAACCUCAUAAUACAGAGCAAGUCUUCUAAACAGCCUUUUUCACUCAGGAGAACUCCAUACAAUCAAGGAUGUUUCCAGAAUAUUGCCGACCUUUUUCAGUGCAGGUGCUUUGGCAUAUUCAAGCCCAGUGCAAUUGACUGGACUAACCAAUAUACUCUGAGUCAUCCAGCAAAGGGUAAAAACAUCCAUUCUGUCUGAAGAAAAGCAGCAUGAAAUUCUUGAGCUAAGCUGAAAGCUAAAUAAAGCUGGAAAUUCUGUGUUUUGUUUACAAGGUCUUCUCAAAUUUUCUUGCCUUAAUUUUUUAUAAUGUUUCUACUGCUUACAUAGUAAAAGUUUUAUGUGCAUAAACUACAGCAAAAUAGCUAUGAAAUAAUUGCUGUGAUUUUCAGAUGAAACAAUUUUAAAUUUCCUGCAACUGAGAUGGCAUUAAAUACGUAUUUUACCAAAAUAGGUUUUUAUACAGCAACCCAAAAAUCUUAUGUGAUUUUUGACCUUUUGCUUCUUUAUGCAGACUGCUUCCAUAAAAGAUGCUUUUUUACAAUUAAGGGAAAUAAAACAUUUUAAUAUUAUUGAAUUGGCUAUUACAAAAUUUUAAAAGCACUGAAAUCCUUUUAGAAUUUUUGAUAGCUUGUCUUUAUAUUGUGUAAAGCAAACAGUAAAUCUAAACACUGUUUUUUGUACAGAUUUAACAUUUAAUAAAUUAGAGCAUUUGUGCUUUCAA
Molecule: messenger RNA, 2434 nt
Organism: Gavialis gangeticus (Gharial)
Lineage: Eukaryota; Metazoa; Chordata; Crocodylia; Gavialidae
Gene: ZDHHC13
Product: zinc finger DHHC-type containing 13
Exons: 17
Coding region: 52-1911 (619 amino acids)
Biological process (GO): protein palmitoylation
Cellular component (GO): Golgi membrane
Molecular function (GO): protein binding; palmitoyltransferase activity
Source: RefSeq, a predicted model, not a curated record